GUUAUGCUGUUGUUUGAGUCUCUCACAGUAAAAUGGCAGAAGGCAGUAUUUUGGUGGAACAGGACCAGUUCUCCUGUCCAGUGUGUCUGGAUCUACUGAAGAAUCCAGUGACCAUUCCCUGUGGACACAGUUUCUGUAUGAGCUGUAUUACACACUGCUGGAAUCAGGAGGAUCAGAAGGGAGUUUACAGCUGCCCUCAAUGCAGACAGACCUUCGUUCCAAGGCCUGUUUUAGGCAAAAACACCAUCUUGACUGAAAUGGUGGAGAAACUGAAGAAGACUAAACUACAAGCUCCUGUUCCCGCUCGUGCUGGAGAUGUGGAGUGUGACAUCUGCACUGAAACAAAACACAUAGCCGUCAAGUCCUGUCUGGUGUGUCUGGAGUCUUACUGUCAGACUCAUUUUGACCGUCAUGAAGAAUUUCGUUCAGGUAAACCACACAAAGUGAUCGAUGCCACCGGACGACUGCAGCAGAUGAUCUGCCCUCAACAUCAUAAACAACUGGAAAUCUACUGCCAGACUGACAAGAGCUGUAUUUGUUACUUGUGUACAAUGGAUGAACAUAAAAACCAUGACACUAUAACAGCUCUAGCAGAAAGGACGAGGAGACAGAAAAACCUGGAGCAAAUACAAAACAUCUUAAAGCAGAAAAUCCCGAAGAUCGAGGCAGAUCUUCAGGAGCUGAGAGAGGAUGUGAAGACUUAUAAGUGCUCUGCACAGAAAGCAGUGGAGGAGAGUGAGAGGAACUUCAAUGAACUGAUCAUCUUCAUUGAGAGAAGCCGCUCUGAGGUCACACAGAUCAUCAGAGAUCGGGAAAAAGCUGCAGUGAGUCGAGCUGAAGAACGCAUGAAGAAACUGGAGCAGGAGAUUGGUGAUCUGAAGAGUAGAAACACUGAACUGGAGAAGCUUUUACAAACAGAUGAUCACAUCCAUUUCCUACAGAGUUUCCAUAAAGAGCUUGUCAUGCCAUAUUUAAAAUGGCCUAAGGUCAGAGACACAUCUAUCCUCUAUUUUGAAGAUGUAGGGAAAUCAAUUUCUUUGUUAAAAGAAAAAAUCCAGCAUUUCUGCAAAGAGGAGAUAGAAAAGAUAUCUCGUACAGUGUACAGUUGCAGCUUCAGGAUUAAAAACCACUGGAAUAGAAAGCACAAUAUCGGAUGCACACUGGUCGCGUCACAGUAUAAUACUUUUAAACUCCGAAAGUUUAAAAUCCCUCCACCUGUACUUUGCCCUGAGCGGGAUUCAGAUCACAGUGUACGGCGUGGGAAGUUUCCCCUCCAAGGAUCCAACAAUCACUAGAGGUUUACAUGCACAGCUCUUGCUGGCCUGCGAUAAGGCCAGAUUUAUAGAUUUAUCUUAGACCCUACACAGUUCCAGCAUUAUGACAAAAUACAGUAUUUUAUAAAGUGUACCUUGGUGGAGUCACAAAAUAAGUUCCAAUGAGAUAUCAGAGCAUUUCUUGAUACAGUUUUGUCCCCACCUACUUUAUAUCAAGGGCAAAAAGCCAGAUGAAAGACAUAUUAAUAUACAUUAAGAAAUUACAAUAUUUAGUAAUGAAAAAGUUGUAAUUUGACAUUUGGCAACUUUUAGGAAAUAAGCUCUUCUAUGCUCAUUUAUUUUAUCCUGCAUACUUUCUAUCUUUUGUGGAAUAUAUAAUAUUUUUUAAGUCUUGUGUUGUUGUUUUUUUAUCCAUACAAUGAAUGUUAAUUGGCCAUUUAAUUAUUCACAGGUUGUCUGCUUUUUGUAAUACAUAAUGUAAAUGAUUAGUGUAAUAAAUUGUCAGAAUAAAUUUAAUUUUGUUAACAUUGUGUAUCCUUCUGUAAUAUUUUAAUAAAUCACCACAAAGCUAACCCA
This is a messenger RNA of Puntigrus tetrazona (Sumatra barb), 1850 nucleotides long. Its product is annotated as E3 ubiquitin/ISG15 ligase TRIM25-like. The transcript has 6 exons. Gene Ontology annotation, molecular function: zinc ion binding. The record is from RefSeq and is a predicted model, not a curated record. Lineage: Eukaryota; Metazoa; Chordata; Actinopteri; Cypriniformes; Cyprinidae. Bases 33 to 1295 code for a protein of 420 amino acids.